Molecule: messenger RNA, 867 nt
Organism: Phycodurus eques (leafy seadragon)
Lineage: Eukaryota; Metazoa; Chordata; Actinopteri; Syngnathiformes; Syngnathidae
Exons: 5
Coding region: 1-867 (288 amino acids)
Source: RefSeq, a predicted model, not a curated record
AUGGUCACCCCUGUUCUACCAAACAACAAUCACCUAAAGAAGUUCCUGAAGCUGGAUGUAAAGAUGCUGCCAGUCACUAACUGGAUGGUUCAGGUUGGUGCAGUUGUGUACCCGAGGGCAGUCCUCCUGGAACUGUGCGCAGAGCUGUGGCCGGGUUUGGAGCGCGACACCGCAAGAAGCAAUGCGCUGCCUGUGCCGACACAGCUGCUGACCACGAUGGGGUUCCUAGCGACCGGGGCAUUCCAGAGGGAGCUGGCAGAUCGAUCAGGACUGUGCCAGUCGACACUGAGCCGAGCCAUGCCAGCCGUGUGGGACGGAAUUAUCCACUUGUCCGCCAGGUGGUUAAACUACAGCUUCAGAUGUAACAAGCCCCUGAUUGUCUCUGUGUGCGAAGAACUCAAGUUAAUAACCCCUGUGCGUAAAAGUGUCUUGGAGCAGAGAGCGAAGAUAAAAAGCAGUUCACCUGCCUCUCCAGAAGACACUGUGGUGUUUGUGGACAGAUACCUUGAGAAGCAUGUCACCCCUGGUAGCCUGCAGUCCAUCAUUAAAACAAACCCUCUAUAUAGUUUGACAGAUACAGUGAAGAUUGUUCAGAAGACACCUUCCUGGACUAUUGAGGAGUAUACCACGCAAACAAGCCAUGGAAAAGUAACAGAUCUUUUACAGGAUAAAGAGAAGACACCCAAAGAGCUGGACUUCUGGCUAGAAGAUCAGUUCACACCAGGAUUUGAUGCUUUAUUGAAGAAAAAGGAAGCACAACGACGACGCAAAAGACUUCACAGACUACUUUCUGUCAUAGGCUUGUUUAUCAGUGUAGUUAUUGUUAUCACCAUUGUAGUAAUUGUGGUGCGAGAGAAGAAAGUCUGA